AUUUAGGCCAUUAGAAGAGGACUAGUUUCAACGCCACCAAGCCACAUGAUAGGAGACGAAAGAGAUAAUUUGAGGGUGAAUGCUUGGAUCAGAGGAGGAAAGAAAAAUGGAUUUUUUGUAAGGCCAAGGCUAUUCAUGCCGUAUUACGAAGAAAUCAAGUCCUUGGUGGAAGAACAGAUGAUUCAGGAAGCUGAUCUAGUGAGAUUACGAAGGCCACGAUACGUAGCAGAUAUACCGGAUGCGUUGUACAUGGUUGAGGAGAAACCACGAGCCAUGGGUACCGCCGGUGUUGAUGUCCUUGCAGCUGCAUUUCCAGGUAUUAUAUUAAAUUAUUACAAAUUUGAAACUAAUAUUAUGAACUUA
This is a messenger RNA of Wasmannia auropunctata (little fire ant), 363 nucleotides long. Its product is annotated as BTB/POZ domain-containing protein 7-like. The transcript has 2 exons. Lineage: Eukaryota; Metazoa; Arthropoda; Insecta; Hymenoptera; Formicidae. The annotation marks the transcript as partial. The record is from RefSeq and is a predicted model, not a curated record. Gene Ontology annotation, biological process: morphogenesis of a branching epithelium.